GGUUUGCACAAAACUCUCGCUUUACACGUUACGUCGAUGGUCGCUAAGCAACAUCCGUUUAUUAGAGGGCUUUCUGAGCUGGUUCCACACCCUUCACCGUUGUUAUCUGUUUCACAGGACAAGCCAGAAGAUUGGUUCGAUUUCAAGCAACCUUCACUUUGGAUCGUAAUCGCAUCAAUUGUAUUCAACCCCUUAUUCUGGAAUAUCGUUGCUCGCCAAGAAUAUCACAAUAAGCUACUCACAAAGCUCGCUGGUGGUAGACCAUAUCUUGGCUGUUACCUCCUUGCUGUUACCAUUUUCUCAUUAGGUAUCUUGCGUGAUCAUCUGUUUCAGAGUGCUUUAGCUGAACAACCAAACUUGGCUCCACAUCCAUACUACCCAACUGCGCAUGUAUACAUUGCUCUCGCUUUGUUCCUCUCUGGCCAAAUCUUAGUUAUAACUUCUAUGCUUGCGUUAGGCGUUACUGGAACCUACUUGGGCGACUACUUUGGUAUACUUAUGAGCCACCGCGUUACAAGUUUCCCAUUCAAUGUUGUUGAGGAUCCAAUGUACAUUGGCAGUACACUUUGUUUCUUCGGUACUUCCAUUUGGUACAGGUCACCUGCUGGUAUCGCAAUCAGUGUAUUCGUCUUCAUCGUAUACCAAAUAGCUCUCAGAUAUGAAGGUCCAUUCACUGCUAUGAUUUACUCAGCUAAGGACAAGAAGACAGAAGAAGCUUCACCAAAAGCAGCGCCAGUGAAAGCCCCAGUAGAGCCAGUAGAGUCUUCUCCAAAUAACUCACCUGCUUAUAGGACUAGAAGUCGCGCUAGAAAGGUCAUUGACGAGUAAAAUUUUCAAAUGUUUUGGUUUUCUCAACAAAAUCGAAUAGGAUUGUAGUGUAUGAAUAAAAUUAAAUAUCUAUCUAAUCAUUUAUAAAUUAAUUAACCAAAGUGAAUGUUCUCAUCGUGGAAUGCACUAAGUAAUCUGAAUCCCAAAGUUAGCAUGUAUAGGAGGAACGGAUCGCACUUACUUAAGGAAAUCAUCAACGUCCAUUUUCGCGGCACGGCUUUCUGCAAAGCCAGUUUGUACUAAUAUCCUUUCGACUCUGCUCUUAAUGUUCUCUGAGUCGUCUAUCAUCUACAUACCAGUCAAUUGAUU
Molecule: messenger RNA, 1137 nt
Organism: Wallemia mellicola CBS 633.66
Lineage: Eukaryota; Fungi; Basidiomycota; Wallemiomycetes; Wallemiales; Wallemiaceae
Product: PEMT-domain-containing protein
Exons: 5
Coding region: 37-828 (263 amino acids)
Biological process (GO): phosphatidylcholine biosynthetic process
Molecular function (GO): S-adenosylmethionine-dependent methyltransferase activity
Source: RefSeq, a predicted model, not a curated record